Messenger RNA from Penicillium subrubescens, 1682 nucleotides. RefSeq names its product FAD-binding oxidoreductase. Gene Ontology annotation, molecular function: FAD binding; oxidoreductase activity. Bases 144 to 1577 code for a protein of 477 amino acids. The record is from RefSeq and is a predicted model, not a curated record. NCBI's taxonomy places the organism in Eukaryota, Fungi, Ascomycota, Eurotiomycetes, Eurotiales, Aspergillaceae. The transcript is spliced from 3 exons.
AAACGAUCGAAAUAAUCGCAGUGAACAUCCAAGACCCGUUCAAUUCUCGCCCAGUUUUGAAAUACCACGCCAAGGCAGCGGGGUUGUUCGAAACCUUCUCCUCACUCACUGUCCUCACCAACUCGAUCCAAGCUUAUCCGAACAUGGCAGCAAUCAACCCCUCUGCGAUCGAAACUCUGCGCAGUCGACUGACUACCGCAACUGUCCUUACUUCUGACUCAGAUGGAUAUCAGGACAGCCUUAUCCGAUGGUCUGAUACGGGAAGGAAGCAAGCAGGAGUGGUGGUCCAGCCAGUGGAUGUCGUAGACAUUCAAUCCGCUGUUCUCUGGGCGCAGGAACACUCGGUUGACCUCGCCGUGAAAGGAGGCGGGCAUUCUACGGCUGGAACCAGCUCGAGCGAGGGUGGCUUGGUUAUCGAUCUCUCACGAAUGACGCAUGUCUCCGUCGACACCUCCAGCAAAACCGUCACAGCCCAGGGUGGUGCCACCUGGAAGGAAGUUGAUGCGGCUGGUGCAGCUCAUGGUCUGGCGACCGUUGGAGGAACUGUGAAUCACACUGGCAUCGGUGGUCUGACCCUCGGUGGGGGUUAUGGCUGGCUUAGUGGACAAUAUGGCCUCACAAUUGACAAUCUUCGGUCGGCUCGAGUGGUGCUGGCCGACGGCAGCCUGGUGACAGCCUCGGAAACCCAGCAUCCCGAUUUAUUCUGGGGAUUACGGGGUGCGGGUUAUAAUUUUGGAGUCGUGGUGGAAUUCACUUACCAGGCAUACGAUCAGAGUCCACGAGUAUAUUCAGGAAUCCUUGGGUUCUCACCCGACAAGCUGGAGAAGGUCAUUGAACAGUUGAACGGCACGUUGGCAAACCCUGAUGAACGGUCGGGAGCGAUGUGCAUCUUCGCUCAUGGGCCCGGUGGAUCGGGCCCCAUGAUUAUUGUGAUCUGUUUCUACAAUGGCACUCGCGAAGAGGGACAAAAGCGAUUUACUGGGUUUUUGGCUUUAGAGCCCUUCUUGAACACCGUUGACAUGAUCCCUUACUCGAUGGUGAAUACCUUGCAGAACCCUCAAGCCACGUAUGGUGAUCGCAAGUCUUUCAAGGGAAUCUUCUACGAGCCUCCACUGGACCCCCAUUUCAUGCAAAGUGUAUUUGAUGGGUUCAUGACCAAGCUCCAGACAGACCAGGAUCUCAUGCCCUCCGCCAUUAUUCUUGAGUUUAUCGAUAUGCGCAAGAUCUGCGAGACGCCCCUGCCUGCCACGGCCUUUGCAAGCCGCAACAUGACUCAGAAUGGUAUUCUGUACCUACGCUGGACCGAUUCAUCGAAGGAUCUGGAACAUCGUACCUGGGCGCGUAGUGUUCAGGCGAAAUGGAAGGCCGAGUUGGAGGCGAGGAAGAAAGUCCUGCAGACUGAGAAUGAUGUGCCUCAGUAUAUCAACUACGCCGAACCUGGCGACUCCGUCGUGACUAACAUCUAUGGCGAAAACUUGGCUCGCCUUCAAUCAGUUAAGGCCGAGUACGACCCAAACAAUGUGUUCCAUAAGAUGCACCCUAUUCCAUUAUCCACUGGAGAUGACUUGAAGGAGUGAAGACUUCGGGCUUUGUUCUUAUGCAUCAGCUCGCAUUGCUGGUAUUUUCCUUGUUCUUAUUGCGCUUAGGACACCGAAAACAGAAUUGAUUAUCUUUACUCUGGG